GCGGAGGCGCGGCAACGGCGGAAAGGGCAGGUCUGCGCGGCGGACCGCGCUCGUUCCCGAGGCGACUCGUGGACGGGGCCGCGCGGGAGCGCCAUGCGUGCGCGCCUGGGCCUGUGAGCCGCUCGGGGAUGGACAGCGGCUCCGUGGCGGGCGAGCGGCCGAAGCGCACGCCGGGUCGUCAGCGCCUCCCGCCCUCCGGGUACGGAGGCCCAGCGCGCCCCGGCUUCUCCCCGCUGCCGGGCGGACGGUGCUGGCCGAGGCUUCGCGGACGGGCCGCCCGCGCGUCCCCGCUGCUGCUCCUCCUGCUCGUGCCCUCCCCGCGCCUGGCCGCCACCGCCCCGCGGAGGACGCUGGCCGAGCGCUCGCGCCCGGGCCACGCCGUCCCCGCGGCCGCGCUCGGCGCCGGCAGGAGCGCGCCGGGCCGUCUGCAGCUGGGCGCCGGGCGGGCGGCCGCGCUCGCGGGCAGCCGGAGAGAGCUAAGCCUGUCCGCUGGGUGCCGGCAGCUGGAGCACAGAAAGGGAAGCUUGUCCUCAUCCGUGAACCGGAAGCUCUACUUUGACACCCACACCCUGGUGUGCUUACUUGAAUCGAAUGGGUUCACCAUUCAGCAAGCAGAAAUCGUCGUAUCUGCAUUGUGCAAGAUCACGGAGACGAACAUGGAUAUCGUCUACCAAGAUAUGGUCGCCAAGGUGCAGCAGGAAAUCACUCUUCAACAGAUAAUGUCUAAGAUUGCUGAUGUGAAAAAGGAUAUGAUCAUUUUGGAGAAGAGUGAGUUUUCAGCCCUCAGAGCAGAAAACGAGAAAAUAAAACUUGAACUAAACCAGUUAAAACAACAAGUGAUGGAGGAAAUGAUCAAAGUCCGGACAGACACCAAAUUAAACUUCAAUCUGGAAAAGAGCAGAGUAAAAGAAUUGCAUUCACUGAACGAGAAAAAGAUGCUGCAACUGAAGACAGAGAUAGUGUCCCUGCAUGCCCAGCAAGAUAGAGCCCUGACCCAGACAGACAGGAAGAUAGAGACGGAGGUGGCUGGCCUCAAGACGAUGCUGGAGGCACACAAGCUGGACACCAUCAAAUACUUAGCAGGGUCUGUGUUUACGUGCCUAACCGUAGCUCUGGGAUUUUAUCGCCUGUGGAUAUAACAAAGUGUCUACCUAAAGAAGUUUUCAUUGUUUUGCCUUCAAGGCACCAGUUUGUUGCCCACCUGCCCCCUAUUUUUUCUUCUUUCAAGUUUUAAUUUUAAUUUGACUUCAUGCAUAUUAUUUAUUUCUGUGCAAACUGUGGAUCCAUAAUGAAGGUGAAGAAGUCAGAUUUCUUAAUCAUUCUUCGGAGCAUCUCUGUUUAAUUGGCUUUUUGGCCGAGCAGUGUGGACCACACUUUCAAGACUCCAUUCAACCAAACCGAUGGACUUGGUCUAACCUUGCAGUAUAUGACAAAAGUAAAUACUGGGACAGUUUGCUCCAGCUUUAAGAGUUCACAAUAUGGAGAAGUGGGGAGCUCAUUUUGAAAACAAGGUAGUAUUAAAUCUGAAGAAUCCCUGGGAUCCAACCCAGAAUCCCAGCCCUUCGGUGCCUUAUCAACAGCCACUCCCCGCGGCUUCUGCGGCAGCAGCUGCAGGGUUAAUGAUUCAGCUACACUGAUACACCUUAGGGGCCUUUGUCUUGGGUUUUUAUUGUCUCAGUAAUGUUGUUAAUGUUCCUUGCAACUGGAAGUCUUGGUACCUAAUGAAGCUCUGUAAUUCCAGCGAGAGUUCUCUUACUGCUGUCACUCAUGUGCUUCUGGUUUGAGACAAAGUCUUGCUGUUUAACCCAGGCGGGCUUCAAACUCACAGUCCCACCUAAAAGCCACCGUGCCCAGCAUCUUUACCUUUCGGAAUGUUAGCCUUCCCUCCCCCGCUUCUUCCUCUUUUCCCUCAUGAUGUGGGCGGUUAAUGCCACACUCAUGCAUUACCUGCCUAGACAACUUGUCAUUCUUGAAAUGAAACCCUGCUUCAGAGUGUGGUUUAGAGUCCGCUUCUUCUGGUGUCCGCCUGCUUUUCAUAAAACAGGCUGCACUUCGCCCCUGUGGGAUAUCUGGGUGCUGUGUGUGCUUUUUAGAAUGAGCACACCUUUGCCUGUGAGCAGCUCAGGUUGUCACUUGCCCAGUGAGAGCUGUGCCAGGCAUUGGCAUCAUCUGCGCUGAUUUCUUCCGUGGCUGAAGACAUCCCCUCACCCACCUCACCUCUGCAUUUGAAACGAAUAGACCCUGGUGCAGCUGCAGUUAUUUUGGAGAUGUGCAUUCCCCUCUUGUUUAAAUUGUUGGCUGGCAGAUGAGAGUGAGCUUGCCCCACAAAGCACAAACGCACAAGCUGGUGCACGGUGCAGAAACCACAAGAGACCGCCACCAUCAGAUUGGUGGGAUAAAUCACCCCUUGUCACUGUUCCAGCCACGCUGCUAAAAAUAAAAGCUACCUUUUGUUCCUUAGAUGUAAUUUCCAAGUUUGAGAAAUCAUUAAGUUCUUGCCUCUUUAGAAAACAUUUGCAUUAAAAAAAAUUCUGAGCCCCAGAUAACAUGCAAAUCAAGUGCUUUUGUAUUAGAACAGUAUCAGGGUGAAAUAGAAGUUUAGCCUUUCCAAGUAGACAAGAAAAAGGAGUUGUAACCACCUAAUAAAAUAAUUGGUUGACGUAUUCUCUCCCCCUGUGCAUCCAGCAGAAACGCUGCAGGCCCCCACAGUGCCAUCCCAGUUAGACCACAGUUAACUGCCCCGUGUCCGCAUAGCUACAGAGAAGGGGCUGGAAGCCCCUUAAGUCUUCUUAAUGAAGACAGACUCCUGUGCAGCUGGGUUUUACAAUGUGGGCUAACCUUGGAUAGGUUGAAAAUGGAGGGUACUUUCCUCCUGUCCUAAUCAAGUAUUCUGUAGGGAACACAUCCUUAUGUCUGACUCAAGUGUUCCUUACCACUCCAGGCUUUGAUUUUUGCUCUAGAGUUCUUUGUAGCACAGUACAAGUCUCAUUUGGCCUUGGAAAUUGUACUGUCCUUGAGGGUGUGGGUAGCAUGCAUAUCUGAAGUUUUGGAGAGUUCAGGACUACAUCCCCUUUAUUUCCUAGUGAACUUGAAAAGCAUUGAGCUAUAAAUGUGGAUGUCCUUCCAUCGCAGCCCUGGACACACAAGAAUGGUGGAAAUGGUGUGACCAGACACUAUACUGAACCUCGCUGAAGCUUCAGAGCGCUUAGGAAAUACCUGGCAAGUUUCCAAGCAGCAGCCUUGAGUCUGGCCUGUUGGGGAGUGGGGGGUGGGCAUUAGCAGUUGCCACAUGGGGAAGAAGAGUGCAGUGGGGAAGAGGCUUCUAAACUCUUUUAAAGGGUUCCUCUGCCUUCCUGCUGGGUGUAUUUUCUGUCCCCUGUUUUGUUUUGUUUUUUCCUGGUGGUACUCGCUGGAGACCAAACCACAGGCCUGAAUGCUCUGUCAUCCUGCCUCAGCCUCCCAAAUGCUAGGAUUAUGAGCAUCAGUCAGCAGGUCUGGCUCCUCUGGCUCAUUUCACUCCUUUCCUGCCUUUGCAAAGCCCCGUUGGGACUCUUUCCUGGAGACUCUUGCUUUGAUUUCUCUACUGCUUUUAGUCUCUUGCUUAAUAUCUGACAUGAUUUUCCUUCAAGUAUGCCAAGCACCUCAGGUAAAGAAGCCACAUUCAAGGCAGAAGUCUUGCUGGAGUCUCAGCUCUGAAUCCUUUAAGCACCAAGAUCCUGAGCCGCAGCAAGCCUGGGCCUGGGCUGGCCUGUCUUAGGCCUUGGCAUCAUCUUCCCUUGAUUUUCCAUGUCCCUCCUUCCCAAGCCUUUCUGCCUGCUAAUUAACCUUGUCACCACUAUGAUCACAUCCGUUCCCCAACCCUUGUGUGCUGUGUGCCAAGACUGGAAGAGCCUGCCCUAAAAAACUGGGGAUUUUAAAGUGAUCAAAGUUGUUACAGCUUUUAUGGCACUAGGGCAAAAAUGUGUUAACCAGGAAUAAUUUAUUCUUCAUGUAUGUAAGAUAUUUGAGAAUGUUCAGCCUUGUUGGAAUUGUAUUGAGAAAAUACCUUUUUGUAGAUUUGUACUUACAUUCCUUCAGUGAUAAUCCAGAUCAUUUUGUAACCCUUUCAUCGCCUCAGCAAAUGUUCAGUUUUAUUUUAUUAUUGUAUAGAGUGAAUAUAUUUUAUUAUCUAAGAUGACAGAGUUAGGUUUGUGUGGCUAGCACACCUUUCUCGUGGUUCAGGUUGACCGGGUGAAACCAGAGUGUACCUUUUCUCUGGAACAACUGCAUCUAUACUGUUCAUUCCACCGCUUGUAAAAUGAUACCGCUCUGUUGUCUCUAGUGAACCACAAAUUAUUACCUAAAAAAUUUUAUUUACAGAGGAAAUAUAUUUGAAAGCGAAUGUCUGAUUUGCAAAAUAAAUUUUUAUUUGAAAGAA
Molecule: messenger RNA, 4417 nt
Organism: Meriones unguiculatus (Mongolian gerbil)
Lineage: Eukaryota; Metazoa; Chordata; Mammalia; Rodentia; Muridae
Gene: Mcur1
Product: mitochondrial calcium uniporter regulator 1
Exons: 9
Coding region: 129-1139 (336 amino acids)
Biological process (GO): calcium import into the mitochondrion; positive regulation of mitochondrial calcium ion concentration
Cellular component (GO): mitochondrion; mitochondrial inner membrane
Source: RefSeq, a predicted model, not a curated record